Messenger RNA from Mastomys coucha (southern multimammate mouse), 2486 nucleotides. RefSeq names its product LTO1 maturation factor of ABCE1 (gene Lto1). The record is from RefSeq and is a predicted model, not a curated record. NCBI's taxonomy places the organism in Eukaryota, Metazoa, Chordata, Mammalia, Rodentia, Muridae. The transcript has 5 exons. The coding region runs from base 105 to 761 and encodes 218 amino acids.
CCUUACCCGCCAUGCUCCGCGCGGCAUACACGGAAGUGGCUUCUUCAAUCUGAGGAAACGGGUGUUUGUGGUCCUGUCUCGUCAGUUGGCGGUCACUACACAGAAUGAAAGGAGUGCGAGGACCCGGGGAGAGCCGAGACACCGCCAUGGCCGUGGAGCAGGACAUGUUUGAUGCUGUCGUGAUGGCGGAUGAGAGAUUCCAUGGGGAGGGAUAUCAGGAAGGCUAUGAAGAAGGUAGUAGCUUGGGAAUCAUUGAAGGAAAGCAGUAUGGCAUGUUACAUGGAGCCAAAAUUGGAUCUGAGAUUGGAUGCUACCGGGGUUUUGCUCUUGCAUGGAAGUGUCUCCUACACAAUGGCGCUAGUGAGAAAGACAGCAGGAAGAUGAAGGUGGUGGAGGCUCUGAUCGAGCUGCUGCAGGGCUUUCCCUAUGAUGAUCCUACUUAUGAGAAACUCCAUGAAGACCUGGACAGAAUCAGAGCUGUGCUCACUGCUCAACGUGCAUCCGGACUUCAAGGUGACUGCAGGAGGCUCUGGACUCACAUUUUAAGGACCCACAGAAGAGCAGAUGUCUGCACAUUAAGUGUCACAGUGAUUAAAGGCAAGCUUGAGAGGCACCCAUUGUUCUGUGGGAGGAGCAGUUCGGCCUCUUCCCUGAGUCUCUGCCUGGGGAGCUUGCAGAGGUCUGACCACUCUGCCUCCUGCACAGGGGCAGCACUCUCAAGAGACUGCUUGCCACUGGACAGAGUAUGUGGCCCUGGGUAGGGUUACCCUGAGGGUAGGACUGAUAGAGGCAGGUUGAUGUUAAAUGGGUUCAUGGGAAGCCAUGACAGGGUCUUGCUGUCUGCUGAGCCUCUGCUGGCCACGCUUGGGCCUCCUUGUUUCACUUCAUUUCUCUGGCAGCCCCAGAGGUGGAUACCAUUCUGGCUUAGAGGUGCUGAAAUAGACCCAUCUAGUCUAAGGGCCAAGCAGCAGUGCUGGCUUUCACCCCAGGUCCAUGUCCUACAGUAGUACCACAUGGUUCCUCUGCCGCCAGCAUGUGUUGUCAUUGCCAACACCAUGGGAGGACCCAGAUUCCUGCUGUGUGCCCAGGACUUGGGCUCCAUUGGACUUGGUUUGCCUCUGGAUGCCCAGCUGAGAAGACAAGGGGGGGAGCAAAACUAGGGAGGAAGCUGAAGCAAGGCCUUCAUACUGCUCCUAAACAGGUGUGGGAUGAGCUCUACACAUUAAGAAAUGGCAAUGGAGCUGGUGGUGGUGGUGCACGCCUUUAAUUCCAGCACUCGAAAGACAGUAGGCGGAUCUCUGAGUUUGGAGUCAGCCUACUCUACAGAGUGAAUUAAAAAACAAACAAACAAAAAAUGGCAUUAGGGGAACUACUGGGAACCAAAGCAGAACUAAAUGGUGGUGGUCACUGUGAAUGUGUAGGACUUGCCCGGGUGACACUGUACUUCCUUUAGCAGCAGCUUGUGUGUCUGGCAUGGUAUUUACAGGCAGGUAUAAGGUGAGCUGGCAGGAGUAGGCACAGUGCUCUCAGGCAUUUCUGUAGAGAGAAUAUCUUUGUGUUGUACGAAUCCAUCACCUGUCAAUUAAAAAGCCUAUGGCCUAUGGGUUAGGCAGUAAAUAGAGGUGGAACGUCUGGGAGAGAGAAAGCAUUCUGGGUUACAGCCAGGUGGGAGAUCCACCAGGGAAGAUGUGAGGAGAUAGACACGUGGUACCUGAGCGCAGGUAACCAGCCACGUGGUAGAAUGCAGGUUAAAAGAAAUGGGUUAUCUUUGGUUAUGAUCUAGUCAGAGCAGAGCCUAGCUGUAUGUCCAAAGUAUUUGUAAAUAUGUUUUGAGUCUGAGUCUUAUUUUUGGCAGCAUGGGGCUGGAAGGAAGAACUGGGCCUAACUUGUCCACAUGUCACAGGUGUGGGCACACAUGACAGCAUGUGUUGAUAUGCCCUCCUUUGGGUGGCCCCAUUGUACCCUGGCUGUCCCUACUUUAUUUCCAUUUUGUGACAGGGUCACCAUGGAUGCAUGCCACUUGGAGUUUUGGGUCCUUUUUGAUUUUAAUUUUCUUUUACAGAUGGUCACUACAUAGUCCAACCUGGCCACAAAGGGUGAUCCUCCUGCUUCAGUCUCCCAAGUGCUGGGAUCUUAGGCCUGUGGCCCUAGGACACCGUUUUUUAACAUCAUUUCACAGCUUCUUGGUAGAGUAGCAGGUCCUAUGUGCAGCUGGAGCUGUUCCCUCCUUCCAUCAGCCCAGCUGAGCCAGUGGGAGGGCUGGGGUGGGGCCUGAGGCUUGGGGCACCUUGCCUCUGGCCUCCUGAGCCUGGCACUGCCUCUCAGGUAUUCAGUACCACUCUGCCAGAUGCUCCCAGGAUCAGGUACUCUUUGGUGUGCUGCUCUGAGAACUGAGCUCGGAGGGCUGUGGCCGCCCGCUGUUAUCACCAUAUUUUACUUUCCUACUAUAUUUGGAAAAAAAAGAAUAAAUAGUGUAUUUUAAAGCA